GGCCAGCUCAGACCCCGUUCCAGAGAUCAUCGGCUUCCUGCCAUCAGCUUCCUCUGGUGACCAGGAGAGCCCCCCCGAAGCUACCAACAUGAAGAUCCUCUACCUGCUCAGCUCUGUCCUCUGCCUGGUCUCCUGGACCCUGGUCCAGGGGGCUGAGGUCAGGGAAGAGUUCCUGGUCCAGAAUGGACAAGUGGACAUGGCCAGAGUCCCUGGGGCUGACCAGUUGUCGCUGAACACCGAUGCUCCUCAGAGCUUCGUGCUCAAGACCCCCUAUCUAGGUGUCCAUGAGGCGAGGAGCUGUUUCUGUCGCUGUAAGCCAAACUGCUUGGGUCCAGAAGCCCAGAUGGGGACCUGCAACAGUAACAGACGCCUCUGCUGUAGGUGCUGAGCCUGUUACAUCAGCCAACGGCCACUUCCGGACCUCCAGUGGAAUCACCCACCUUUCCCUGCUGUACUUCUACUAUGAGACACAUCUCACCUCAAGCCCUGGAAUUGCAAAAGACAGAUCUUCACCCUCUCGGAGUCCCAGAAGAAUUAUGUUCUUUCCUGGGGGUCUAAGAUCCUCCUCUACUCUGUUCCCACCCACCUCUGUCAAUCUGUCACUUAAUAAAAACGAUAAUAAUAAUAA
Ornithorhynchus anatinus (platypus) is the source of this 628-nucleotide messenger RNA. RefSeq names its product defensin-A4-like. The coding region runs from base 89 to 388 and encodes 99 amino acids. The record is from RefSeq and is a predicted model, not a curated record. The transcript has 2 exons. NCBI's taxonomy places the organism in Eukaryota, Metazoa, Chordata, Mammalia, Monotremata, Ornithorhynchidae.